Molecule: messenger RNA, 3214 nt
Organism: Eubalaena glacialis (North Atlantic right whale)
Lineage: Eukaryota; Metazoa; Chordata; Mammalia; Artiodactyla; Balaenidae
Gene: BCLAF1
Product: BCL2 associated transcription factor 1
Exons: 13
Coding region: 233-2995 (920 amino acids)
Biological process (GO): positive regulation of transcription by RNA polymerase II
Cellular component (GO): mediator complex
Molecular function (GO): DNA binding; transcription coregulator activity
Source: RefSeq, a predicted model, not a curated record
AGAGGAGCUCGCGCGUCGAAGAUACCUCUAUGGUUUUCCUCCCGUGCUUGAGUCGGGAAAUGGUCGCGGUGUAGUUACAAGGGAGAUAAGUCCCGGGAACCGUGCUUCGGCGUGUCAGGAGUUUGAAUUUAGAAUUUAAUUUCUCAGAACAUUCUCUCCAGGAAGAAUUUUACAGUAUUUCAAAGACUUCACUUCACUGCUUGAUCCUGCAUAAAACCCAAGGAGAAAAGAAAUGGGUCGCUCCAAUUCUAGAUCACAUUCUUCAAGAUCAAAGUCUAGAUCACAGUCUAGUUCACGAUCAAGAUCAAGAUCACACUCAAGAAAGAAGAGAUACAGUUCUAGGUCUCGUUCCAGGACAUAUUCAAGAUCUCGUAGUAGGGAUCGCAUGUAUUCUAGAGAUUAUCGCCGAGAUUACAGAAAUAAUAGAGGAAUGAGACGACCUUAUGGGUACAGAGGAAGGGGUAGAGGGUAUUAUCAAGGAGGAGGAGGUAGAUAUCAUCGAGGUGGAUAUAGACCUGUUUGGAAUAGAAGACACUCCAGGAGUCCUAGACGAGGUCGUUCACGUUCCAGGAGUCCAAAAAGAAGAUCCGUUUCUUCUCAAAGAUCCCGAAGCAGAUCUCGCCGGUCAUAUAGAUCAUCUAGGUCUCCAAGAUCAUCCUCUUCUCGUUCUUCGUCCCCAUAUAGCAAGUCUCCUGUCUCUAAAAGACGAGGGUCUCAGGAAAAACAAACCAAAAAAGCUGAAGGGGAGCCCCAAGAAGAGAGUCCUUUGAAAAACAAAUCACAGGAGGAACCGAAAGAUACAUUUGAACAUGACCCAUCUGAAUCUAUUGAUGAGUUUAAUAAAUCAGCCACAUCUGGUGAUAUUUGGCCUGGCCUUUCAGCAUAUGAUAAUAGUCCCAGAUCACCCCAUAGUCCUUCACCAAUUGCUACACCACCUAGUCAGAGUUCAUCUUGCUCUGAUGCCCCCAUGCUCAGUACAGUACACUCUGCAAAAAACACCCCCUCUCAGCAUUCACAUUCCAUUCAGCAUAGUCCUGAAAGGUCUGGGUCUGGUUCUGUUGGAAAUGGAUCUAGUAGAUACAGUCCUUCUCAGAAUAGUCCAAUUCAUCACAUCCCUUCACGAAGAAGCCCUGCAAAGACAAUCACACCACAGAAUGCUCCAAGAGAUGAGGCUAGGGGACGAUCCUCAUUUUAUCCUGAUGGUGGAGAUCAGGAAACUGCGAAGACAGGAAAAUUCUUAAAAAGGUUCACAGAUGAAGAGUCUAGAGUAUUCCUGCUUGAUAGGGGUAAUACCAGGGAUAAAGAGGCUCCAAAGGAGAAAGGAUCAGAGAAAGGGAGGGCAGAGGGAGAAUGGGAAGAUCAGGAAGCUCUAGAUUACUUCAGUGAUAAAGAGUCUGGAAAACAAAAGUUUAAUGAUUCAGAAGGGGAUGACACAGAGGAGACAGAGGAUUAUAGACAGUUCAGGAAGUCAGUUCUUGCAGAUCAGGGUAAAAAUUUUGCUACUACAUCUCACCGGAAUACUGAGGAGGAAGGACCCAAGUACAAGUCCAAAGUUUCGUUGAAAGGCAAUAGAGAAAGUGAUGGAUUUAGAGAAGAAAAAAAUUAUAAACUUAAAGAGACUGGAUAUGUAGUGGAAAGGCCUAGCACUACAAAAGAUAAGCACAAGGAAGACGACAAAAAUUCUGAGAGAAUAACAGUAAAGAAAGAAACUCAGUCACCUGAGCAGGUAAAGUCUGAAAAGCUCAAAGACCUCUUUGAUUACAGUCCCCCUCUACACAAGAAUCUGGAUGCACGAGAAAAGUCUACCUUCAGAGAGGAGAGCCCACUUAGGAUCAAAAUGAUAGCCAGUGAUUCUCAUCGUCCUGAAGUCAAACUCAAAAUGGCACCUGUUCCUCUUGAUGAUUCUAACAGACCUGCUUCCUUGACUAAAGACAGGCUACUUGCUAGUACACUUGUCCAUUCUGUCAAGAAGGAGCAAGAAUUCCGAUCCAUCUUUGACCACAUUAAGUUGCCACAGGCCAGCAAAAGCACUUCAGAGUCAUUUAUUCAACACAUUGUGUCCUUGGUUCAUCAUGUUAAAGAGCAAUACUUCAAAUCAGCUGCAGUGACCCUAAACGAGAGGUUCACUUCGUAUCAGAAAGCCACUGAAGAACAUAGUGCCCGGCAAAAGAGCCCUGAGAUACACAGGAGAAUUGACAUCUCUCCAAGUGCCCUGAGGAAGCACACCCGUUUAGCAGGGGAAGAGAGAGUUUUUAAAGAAGAAAAUCAAAAGGGAGAUAAAAAAUUAAGGUGUGAUUCUGCUGAUCUUCGGCAUGACAUUGACCGUCGGAGAAAAGAAAGAAGUAAAGAACGGGGGGAUUCCAAGGGCUCCAGGGAAUCCAGUGGAUCAAGAAAGCAGGAAAAAACUCCAAAAGAUUACAAGGAAUACAAAUCUUACAAAGAUGACAGUAAACAUAAAAGUAGAGAGCAAGAUCAUUCUCGAUCUUCAUCCUCUUCAGCAUCACCUUCUUCUCCCAGUUCUCGAGAAGAAAAGGAGAGUAAGAAGGAAAGAGAAGAAGAAUUUAAAACUCACCAUGAACUGAAAGAAUACUCAGGCUUUGGAGGAGUUAGCCGACCACGAGGAACCUUUUUUCGAAUUAGAGGCAGAGGAAGAGCCAGAGGAGUUUUUGCUGGGACAAAUACUGGUCCAAACAACUCAAAUACUACUUUUCAAAAGAGACCGAAGGAAGAGGAAUGGGAUCCAGAAUAUACCCCAAAGAGCAAGAAGUACUUCUUGCAUGAUGACAGAGAUGAUGGUGUGGAUUAUUGGGCCAAAAGAGGAAGAGGUCGUGGUACUUUUCAACGUGGCAGAGGGCGCUUUAACUUCAAAAAAUCAGGUAGCAGUCCAAAAUGGACUCAUGACAAAUAUCAAGGGGACGGGAUUGUUGAAGAUGAAGAAGAGACCAUGGAAAAUAAUGAAGAAAAGAAGGACAGACGCAAAGAAGAAAAGGAAUAGUAAAUCUGAAGUGAGAUUGCAACAGAGAACGGAACUUGCACCCACCAUUUUUUUACAUGAUUUUUGUUUUCAAAUAAGAAUGUAAGCAUUUUACUUAAAUUUUACUGUUUGCAAGUAGUCUAGAGAAAUUUUGUUUUAAGUCUUCAAAUAUCCUGAAAAAUAGUAGACUGUAUGUUGAAAAUUGUACUGAAAUAAAGUAGAAAAUUGUUACGUACCAUA